Messenger RNA from Apis cerana (Asiatic honeybee), 5895 nucleotides. Its product is annotated as putative autophagy-related protein 11. The record is from RefSeq and is a predicted model, not a curated record. NCBI's taxonomy places the organism in Eukaryota, Metazoa, Arthropoda, Insecta, Hymenoptera, Apidae.
AUGUCAAGGAUGGACUGUAUAAUCGCACCUCGAGUACCUCGAGGUUUGGCUCACGCGGUUGAAGGACUCUCAAGAGAAAUUUUACGACAAAAACCUCGAAAUAUUUACGCAUUUGCGGCUCAACAUUUUGCAAAAUUGGUCGAAUUGAGGGAUAAAGAACAUUGUCGUACCGAUGAAAUCGUUUCCAAGAUUUUGGGUUGCAAAUCGGUGAAUCGUGAAUGCGAUAACAUUCUCGAUUGGGCUGGAUUUAAUAAGAAUGUAGUAGAUGGUAAUAACGAUGUCGGUGACGUUAGAAAUUGGAACGAUCGUUUUUUUGUUUAUAAAUAUGAUAACUGGAUGGAAAAAGAAAUGAUAUCUACGAUAAAAGAGAGAAGAGAAACGAAUGCGAUACCGAAGAAAAAAAAAAGAGAAAUGGGAACUGGAAUCGGUUGGUCCAUAAAUCAAACUGUCAAAGUAUUGAAAAAGCACGAAUAUGCGACGUGUCGUGUCGAAGAAAGCGAAAAUUUGUGCGAUAUACGAUCAAAGAGAAGAGAGUUUGAGAAAAUAAGUCCCGAUCACAUUGAUAAUGAUUCGCACCAACUUUCAAGAAAAAUUAUCUGCGGACAAUGUUUUCGAUCUAUGUCAGCUGAUAAUAUAUCGUUAAAGAGAAAUAUCAAAGAUGAGGAAGUGAAAGAAAAACGGAAAAAAUUGCGUAACUUUGCUUUGGAUAAGUAUGGAAUAAGUAAGAUAGAAGAAAAAUGUGAGAAAUGCGAAAGAAACGCGUACAAUUUGAUACGGCAAAAAAGUGCCGACCAGAUCGAAAGAACGUGUAUACAUUUUAAAUGUGGGAAUGGAGAUGGAAAUAUCGUUGGUCGAAGAAGAAGUCGAUCACUCGUAAAUAACGAAGGUGGGAAAGAAUCGAACAGGAAUGUGGAGGAGUAUCGAAGAGAGCUGCGAUGGCAAUAUGGGAUAGAGAGUGGAAUAUUUCGAAAUUUGAAAGAACAAUGGAGAAGGAUAACGAUCGAAGAUGAGGAGACGGAGAUGCGUAAAUUGGAAGAAAAAUUGAACGAUACGGAAAAAGAAGGUGUCGAAAAAUUAGGUUUGCGAUUAGGAAAAAAGUGUGAGAAAGAAGAAUUGAAAAAUAACGAAAUGGAAGAGGAUACGUUUAACGAUAAAUCACGGAAUAAUGAAAUUUCUAACGAUGUGACGAAUAAAAUGAUGACGAGUAUCGAUCGAAUUGACGUUUCGGUGAUGCUUCCGUCUGUAAUUACGCGACCAUCAUCUUCUGGAAAAUUUUCUACGGGAAGGAAUAUCGCGAAUUACGAAUUCGACGAACGGAAUAACACGAACAAUUUCACUUUACCACCGAUUUCGAACGAUGGAUCGAAGCCGAUGAAGAAAGAGAACGAUUUAACGUUACCAUUUUUAUCGAACGAAACUGAUAUGCGAUUGAACGAAGAAACGAUACGAUAUCGUGGACGCGAAGAGUCAAAUUCGAAUCGAAACCGCAAAGAUAUCGAAAUUACUGCAAAUAUUGAUUACGAUUCGAAAGCGAUUGAGAAAGAACACGAAAGCGAGAAUUCGAAGAGCGAUGCGAAUGACGAUAACGACUCGUGGAAAUAUCAUUGGGACAAGUGUGAAGAGAAUGGAAUUGUUACGGGAGAAAAAAUGGAGCAAAAUACCGAUGAAAUACAAAUCCUGGGAGAAUUAGAAAUUCUAGAAAGUUCAAAUUUACAAAUGGAAACGGAGAUCGAGGAAACUUUUAAAGAUAGUUUGAACGUUACACCAGAUUCGUUAGAGUAUUUGAAGAAAGAGGAGGAGGAGAUGAAAGAGGAGAAGGAGGAGGAGGAGGAGGAGAAAAAAGAACAAUAUCGAUCGAAUGAACUCGAAAGGAAAUUAAUGGAGAUAGAAACGGUGGAGAAAAGUAUCGAAAAUACGCUAGCUUCGUCUCGAACGAUUUCAACUUUUAAUAAGGAAUUGGAAGAUUCGUGUUUAAUUAAAUGUAAUAUCGAGAGAAAUUUGGAAUCACAAGUAUUGGAAAGCGUGUGCAAAAUCGAUAACGAAAACGAUACGAUAAUUAUCGAGAAUGAAACGAGAAAACAAGCGGUAGGCGAAGGGGAUGAAUGGACAAGGAAAAAUUUGGAUAAAAGCGAGAGAGUGAAAAGCGGAGAAAGCGAAGAAUAUAAUAUCGAAAUCGAAUCGAUGGAAAAAUCUGAAAAAAAUUGCUCCGACGAUGUGGAAAUUUUCAUUAGAAGUGAUAAUAAUGACGAGAUCGUUUCGAGCGUUCGAGAAACGUGUAAUCAUUCCCCGAGAAGAGAAAUUGAUCUUUCUUGCUAUAUCCUUACCGAAGGAUCCCCUUGUGAAAUACCGGAAACCGUAACUACCGUCAUUAUACCGGAUAAAAUUGAAUUUGAGAUGGACGAAACGAACGGCGAAAAUAUUACGAACGAUAUCGUUGUUAAUGACGUUCCAUGUUGGAAUAAAGAGAAAGAAUAUCGGGAUAAUCGUACGAAUCCGUUUGGAGAAUAUGUGGAACAUUUGGAGACGAUUGAUGACGAUCAUUCGUCCAGUGUUCAUGCUCAUUUUUUGCAGGAUAUAAAAAAUACGGUUUAUCGAACGUCAUCUCUUUAUCAAGAGGAUCUUCUUGGAAAUAUCAAAGAGGAAGAAGAAAAUGAAAGAGAAAAAUUUUGCAACGUUACGGAGCAACGUAGCAUCGAUUAUACGAGUGAUUCCUCGCAAGCAAAGUCGUCAAGUUGUAAUGAACAAUAUAAAAUUGAUACGACGAACGAUACGUUCCACGUUUUUACGAAUGAUGCGAGUCUAAGGGAAAGAGGAAAGAAAGAGGAAAGAGAAACAUGGAGAUCCGAUCGUUGGGAUGAAUUUUCUCUCUCGUUCGAACAAACUGAAUUAAAAUUACCCGAAUUCAGUUUGAAUUGUUCGCGCGAUAUUGAAACAUCGACAUCGUCGAUCCAAGGAAACGAUUCGAAAAAUUUUGAUGAUGAUGAUGAUCGAUCGGAAAAAGGAAAUGACGACAACGUUACUCUUUACGAAGAUGAAAAUACUUUCAUAGGUUGUAAAGAUAAACAGCCGAUCGAGGAAAUUUCUCUUGAGAAAAAUGAAUGUUUUCAAGAAGAAUUAUUUAUCGAACAACCGCCAAAAAAUGAAGCGAUCGAGGAUAAGAGAAACAAAAUUGAAACUUCAAAAUUUGAAGACGAUAAAUCUAUCGACAUGUCUGUUGUUUAUGAUAAAUAUGGAAACGAUUCUCGUUUCGUGGAAGAGGAAAUUGCGAGAGAAUUGAUACAAAAUUUUAUUCUCGACGCAUCGAUAAUUUGGGAAAAUGAAAAUGAAUCGAGAGACAUGACUGUUUUCCCGCUUAAGGAUCCGAUAUCUUCGACUUGUAAAUCUGGAUUGAAUGAUUUUGCGAUUGAAUGUCAUCCAUUCGUGCAAGGAUCGACACUUGAAACGACGAGCGAUCAUCUUUCUUAUCGAGAAGAAAUCGAUAAUGAUAUUCGAUCGUGUGACGAGCAAAUUAUAAAAGAAAAAAAGAAAAAUGAAGUAGAAGGAAGGGAAAACGGACAAGAAACAACCGAGGAAAAAGAAGAAAAAGAAAAAGAUGAAAUAAAAAUGAUUUUUUCCGAAAAUCAACGAAAGAGAAACGAAAAAAUUGCCAAUUUUCGACAUACUGGAGAAUUUCACGAUUCCUUGCCGUUACCUUUUGUCGAAAUUUCGAAAAAUAUUUUAUUCACCGAGAAUGUUUGCGCUUUAAAAUCUAUACGUCGAACUACGAAUGAUAUUAUCCUUACGCUUCCAAGUAACGAAACAUAUGCAACAGUUUCUUCUGGCGUAACAUUAUUCGAUUCUUCUCAGAUAACUGUUCCUCGUGGCAUCGAUAUUUUGAAAAAUUUCACGUUAUUCGUAAACAAAUCGAAUUGGAACGAAUCAUCUCCUCAAAACGCUUCGUCCCCAAUCCUUCGCAUUGAUCGUGCGUUCGAUCAAGCUUAUACAACGGAAAAAAUUCUUGUUCCCCGUGUAGAGGAGACAAAUAUGAAUUUGAAUAUUGAUGAUAUACGUGAGCCAUUAGCGAUUGAUAAUACACCAAGGCCUAUAAUUAUAGAAGAAAUUGCAAAUAUCGAUGAAGAAAAAGAGGAAAUUUGUUUCAAAGAACGAAUGUACGAUAACGAAUGUAAGAAUAAUAUCGAGAAGGAAAAAGAAUCAUCGAUCCAUGAAACAAAUUGAAUUGGACAAUAAUUUAUUUUAUAAGUGCAUUAUGCUUUAAAAUAUAUAUAUAUAUCGAUUACGUUAUACAUUAUAUUAUACAUAUAUAUAGAAGAUAUAUAAAAUAAGAAAAAAAAGAAAUGUAUACUUAAUUUAAAAAAAAUGAAAAUCGUGUGAUCAAAUUUUUAAAAAAAUGCAAUAUGCGAUAUAUUUUCAUCGAAACAUCGACGAAUAUCGAUCGAAGAAUCGAUGAAUUUAAGUUUAUUUUUUGCUCUUAAGAAGUUUUUUAUUUUAUUUAUGCGAAAAUCGUAUAAAACAGAAAAACGAAAGAAAAUAAAGAAAUAAUAUAAGAAUAUAAUUAGAUAUAGAUAUAUUAUUAUUAGAUUUAAAAAAAAACAAGAUAAUAUCUGAUCGUACAUCAUGAUUGUAAAGAAUGUAAAACAAGGCGCAUGCGCGAGUAACGAAAAAAUAAUUUAUUUGUUAUGGAUUAUAUAUCGACAAUUCAAAAUUUCAAAUAAUCUCGUUGUUGCAUAAAAAUUGCCCGUACAUAGAUACACAGAUUCUUCAUUUUUAUUUAUUAUUUUGUUAAUAUAAUUAUAUAAUAUAAUAUAACAUAAGAUAGAAUAUAAAAUUAUACGCGAAUGAAUGAAAUAUAAUUAUGAAAUUUCGUAUAUUUUAUUUAUAUAAUAUAUUUCAUGACAAAUAAAAUAAUUUUUAUAGAUACGAAUACGAUAAAAAAUAUCGGAACGUGGAUAUAGAAUUGGAAUUUCAAUUGAAUUUAAAUUAAAUUUUGGGUAUUUGAUAUCGUAACUAUUGAUUGUUUAAAUACUUAAACUUGAUCUACUCUACAACGAUCGCUGUGGAUACAGGUUAUCGUAUUAAUAUCGAGAAUGAUCUCCGUAAGAUUCGAAUGGAUUCAUAAGUACCUAUAUCAAGGAACAAUCGAAAUAGCAUCAGUGAGAAGCAACGGUGAGUGUUGGCAACAACGUUGACAUUAUGUACUAUUUUGCGAAGCAUGAAAAUAUUUGAUCAGCGACUAGUUACCGUUCAACCGUUUAACAGUAAUGUUUUAACGUGAAUUCAUAUUACGAUUAAAUAAUAUUCUACGAUCGACAGUGUUACAUUUUUACCACCGAUCUUGGAGGUAUGCAAAAAUAAAUUGGUUAUGCGUAUACAUAUACAUAUACUAUAUUAUAUGUAUAAGUUUUUGCUUUUACGACGAAACUGCUCAUACGUCAAAUUCUAAAAUUCUUACCGUGCUGUUUUUGGACAUUGUAUUUUAUGUAUGCGAUUUGUUCUACGGUAUAUAUGAAAGAGACGAGUCGUUAUAUUUGUCAAAUCAAGCAGGAUGUCCCUCUAUCUCUAUCGUAUAGUCAUGAUAAAUAAAUGGGACAUGAAAAAGAAACAAUUAAUGAAAUCAACGAACAAUGAGAAGGGAGAUAUUGAGAAAUUACAAAAUAUCGAGUAUAUUUACUAACGAGAUUGAUCGACGUUUCGUUUUAUUUUUAUUUGCGAAAUGUAUAACAUAUACCUUAAUGAUGCAUUGACGUUUAAUAUAUAGUUUUUUUUAUUAUCGUUUAAGUAUCAUUAAGAAAAUUAGAAAUCAAGUCAGAAUCAAACUAUAUUUGAUAAUUUAUUAAACGUUUUAAUGGUAUCCAUCGAUUCGUUUGGCGCACUCUCUCUCUCUCUCUCUCUCUCUCU